Molecule: messenger RNA, 1890 nt
Organism: Schizophyllum commune H4-8
Lineage: Eukaryota; Fungi; Basidiomycota; Agaricomycetes; Agaricales; Schizophyllaceae
Product: TPR-like protein
Exons: 8
Coding region: 1-1890 (629 amino acids)
Biological process (GO): protein import into peroxisome matrix, docking
Cellular component (GO): peroxisomal membrane; cytosol
Molecular function (GO): protein binding
Source: RefSeq, a predicted model, not a curated record
AUGUCCUUCUCCAAUCUGAUCUCAGGCGCUGAGUGCGCGCUCCCCGCGAACCCACUGUCGCAAGUCCUGAAGCACACGGAGAGCGAUCGCAGUCUUCAGCAGGACAGAAUUGCUGGGCCGUCGGGGUCUAGGCUUCAGCACCUCCCAGGCGCAGGGCCCGCCGUUAGCGAGCAAGAUGCAGCUAUGGCGCGCCAGUUCUUCGAAGGCGGCGGUCGCGGGACCCCCUCACUUGGAAUGCAAUUACCUACCUCUUUGCACAUUCCCACAGGCCUUCCCAGCGCUGCACCCGAACUACACGAACAAUGGACGAUGGGCCAGCCCCCGAUGCAGCAAACCAUGAACCAGACGGGUUGGUCAGCCGAGUUUGAGGCGGGGUCCACGCAGAUGCGCGCGCCGCCUUCAGCUCAGCAUAUGGCGAGUGGGCCUACUCAGAGUAUGGGAGCAGGCUCUGCGUCUUACCAGCAGCCGUACAUGGGCAUGUCGUCGUACAGGUCCCCCAUGUCAAUGUAUGGAAUGCAGAUGGGCGCGGGUGGAAUGCCGAUGGGCGGUAUGGCGCAGCCGAUGGUAGAGGGCAAGGGUAAAGGCCGCGCCGUAGACUUUGAUGCUCAAAUGGCGAAGGCGUUCGAAGCACUAUCGACAGAGGAGACGCAGUCGGCUAGGAUUGCUGAAGUGGACGGUCAGGCUGUCGAAAACGCCGAAAAACCUGAGACCGCAGAGGACCUGCGCAAAACUUGGGAGGAGUUGCGCUCAUCAGCCGAGCCACCGUCGCAGGAAUCCAUGGCGAAGUGGGAAGCCGAGUUCAAUCAACUCAUGAACGGUCAACGAGACGAGCUCGAGUUCGACUAUGCCAAGGACAUGCAGAACGCGUGGGAGGGCGGUCUGGGAGACUUCGAUGGGUCCAUGGCUCCCAAGCGCAUCGAGUUCGACGAGUAUGGUAUCCCGAAGCUUGAGCCGUACGAGUUUGAACAAAACAACCCAUACUUGGACGGUUCGAACCAGGCGCGGUCCGCACUCGAGGAGGCGAAGGCGCUGCUUGAGCACAAUGGGUCGCUGGCGGAGGCCGCGCUUCUGCUCGAGGCUGCGAUUCAGAAGGGCGAUCUGGGGCAAGGUAAUUACGAAGCGUGGAUCCUGCUCGGCGAGACGCGGAACAUGGACGAGCGCGAGGAGGCUGGGAUGCGGGCCCUCGCCGAAGGUGUUCGCAUUGCUGAAGAGACUGACCAGUCUGGGGCUGGCAUGCUUUCCCUCGCCAUCUCCUACACCAACGAAUCCUACGACCGCGGUGCGCACGCCAUGCUCGUCCGCUGGCUCCGCGCGCGCUUCCCCGACCACCCCAUCCCCGACUCCACCAUGGAAGCCCUCCGCAAGCACACUACCUGGGACACCCACCAGCGCAUCCUCGACGUCUUCCUCGCCCUUGCGCGCGCGCAGCACGCCGCCGGCGUCAUGGACCCCGACGUCCAGAUCGCCCUCGGCGUCCUCUCCUACUCCAACUCGGACUACGACCGCGCGAAGGACUGCUUCGAGAGCGCGCUGAGUGCGCGACCGCGCGACUAUCUGUUAUGGAACCGCCUGGGGUCGAGUCUGAGCAAUGGGAACAAGCCGGAGGAGGCCCUGGGGGCGUAUCGGGAAGCGCUGCAGAUGCGGCCGACAUAUACGCGGGCGAUUUAUAAUGUGGGGGUGGCGUGUUUGAAUAUCGGGGCGCACAAGGAGGCGGCGGAGCAUUUCCUGUCGGUCGUGGCGAUGCAGGACUCGGGUGCGGCGGAGAAGAACGAGCAGGUGUGGUUCUCGUUGAGAAGGGCGUUAUUCGCCAUGGACCGACCAGACCUCGCAGAGAAGGCGAAAGCGGGCGCAAACUUGCAGGAAUUCCGCCAGCAGGGAUUGGACUUCUAG